AUGCAGAGCCAGAUUCGCGAGGUUUGGGCAGAUAAUCUUGAUGCCGAAUUAGAUAUUCUCCGUGAAUUAGUAGAUCGAUAUCCAUACGUGUCCAUGGACACGGAAUUUCCUGGUGUUGUAGCAAGGCCGAUUGGGAACUUUAAGAAUUCUUCAGAUUACCAUUACCAAACGUUACGGUGCAACGUAGAUCUCCUUAAAAUCAUUCAAUUGGGUAUCACUAUCGCUGACGCAGAGGGGAACAUGCCCGAAUAUCCAACUUGGCAAUUCAAUUUCAAAUUCAAUUUGAAUGAUGAUAUGUACGCACCCGAUUCAAUAGAAUUACUCACGAAAUCUGGGAUAAAUUUCAAGAGGCUGGAAGCUAAUGGUGUCGAUAUAGAGGAAUUUGGUGAGAAGCUAGUCACAUCUGGUUUUGUUCUGUUUGAUCAUGUUCACUGGAUAUCGUUUCAUAGUGGAUAUGACUUUGGUUACUUACUCAAAGUUCUUACGGCGCUGCCACUACCUUCAAAUGAAACUGAUUUUUUUGAUCUACUUCGCAUAUGGUUCCCCUGCAUAUUCGACAUCAAGUACGUUAUGAAGAUCAACAGGCUUCUUAAAGGUGGUCUACAAGAUAUAGCAGAUGAGUUGCAGGUAAUGCGGAUAGGCCCACAGCAUCAAGCAGGAUCAGAUUCAUUGGUCACAUCUGCUUCAUUCUUCUCUAUGCGCAGUAAGUUUUUUGAUGGUGCAUCUGAGAGGGACAGACAAUUACUUCAUUGUAUGGGAUAUUUGUAUGGCAUCGGCAUAGGAGCUGGCGCUAGUGCUAUACAGACUCCAGGAGCACCAUUCACUCCUAUGAGUAACCCUAUACCUACGCCUUACGUUGGCCCCCAACCUAUUGCACCUUAUCAUCAAAAUCGCUCAACAGUAGGAUUUGGGGAAAGGUGA
Wallemia ichthyophaga EXF-994 is the source of this 921-nucleotide messenger RNA. Its product is annotated as CCR4-NOT transcription complex subunit 7. The transcript has 6 exons. Gene Ontology annotation, cellular component: CCR4-NOT core complex; CCR4-NOT complex; P-body. Gene Ontology annotation, molecular function: poly(A)-specific ribonuclease activity; nucleic acid binding. NCBI's taxonomy places the organism in Eukaryota, Fungi, Basidiomycota, Wallemiomycetes, Wallemiales, Wallemiaceae. The coding region runs from base 1 to 921 and encodes 306 amino acids. The record is from RefSeq and is a predicted model, not a curated record.